This is a messenger RNA of Chrysochloris asiatica (Cape golden mole), 1320 nucleotides long. It is a transcript of the gene PLA2G7, whose product is annotated as phospholipase A2, group VII (platelet-activating factor acetylhydrolase, plasma). The record is from RefSeq and is a predicted model, not a curated record. The transcript has 11 exons. NCBI's taxonomy places the organism in Eukaryota, Metazoa, Chordata, Mammalia, Afrosoricida, Chrysochloridae. The coding region runs from base 1 to 1320 and encodes 439 amino acids. Gene Ontology annotation, molecular function: 1-alkyl-2-acetylglycerophosphocholine esterase activity.
AUGCAUUUGAAAGGUCUAAGAUCCAAGGUGAAUAAGACAGGAGAGAUCGCAACUGUCAGGUCAAGAGACAAUGAGGGUAUAAUUGAGGAAAUUGAGUCAAAGGCAUGGGUCAGUAAAAUACGUGCUUUGUUGACUGAUUCAAGCUCUGGCCAUACUAUUAUUCCCAGAGGAAAUGGAUCUUAUUCUGUUGGUUGUACAGACUUGAUGUCUGAUUACACUACCAAGGGCAGCUUCUUGCGUCUGUAUUAUCCAUCCCAAGAUGAUAAUGGCUACAAUGACACUACUUGGAUCCCAGACAAAGAGUAUUUUUUUGGUCUUAGUAAAUUCCUUGGAAAAAAAGAUUUUAUGGCCAAAUUUUUGAAGUUACUGUUUGAGUCAGUGAAAACUCCAGCAAAAUGGAACUCUCCUCUGAAGACUAGUGAAAAGUAUCCACUAAUUGUUUUUUCUCAUGGUCUUGGAGCGUUCAGGACACUUUAUUCUGCGAUUGGCAAUGACCUGGCAUCUCAUGGCUUUAUUGUUGCUGCUGUAGAACACAGAGAUGGAUCUGCGUCUGCAACGUACUAUUUCAAGAACCAGUCAGCUGCAAACCAAGGGAAGCAGUCUUGGCUCUACUAUAAAGCCAUAAAACAAGAUGAGAUGGCAGCUCAACUGAAUAAACAGGUACGGCAAAGAGCAAAAGAGUGUUCCCAAGCUCUCAGUUUGAUUCUUGACAUUGAUCAUGGAAAACCAGUGGAAAAUGCAUUAAAUUUAAAGUUUGAUGUGAAACAAUUGAAGGACUCUGUCGAUAGGGAUAAAGUAGCAAUUAUUGGACAUUCCUUUGGAGGAGCAACCGUUAUUCAGGCUCUUAGUGAAGACCAGAGAUUCAGAUGUGGCAUUGCCUUGGAUGCAUGGAUGGAACCACUGGGUGAUGAAGUCUAUUCCAGAAUUCCUCAGCCCCUUUUUUUAAUCAACUCUGAGAAAUUCCAAUUUCCUUAUAAUAUAAGAAAAAUGAAAAAGUUAUACUUACCUGGUAGAGAAAGAAAAAUGAUUACUAUCAGGGGUGCAGUCCAUCACAAUUUUGAUGACUUCACUUUUGCAACUAACAAAGUAAUUGGAAAAGUAUUGACAUUAAAAGGAGAUAUUGAUUCAAAUGUAGCUAUUUCUCUUAGCAACAAAGCUUCAUUAGCAUUCUUACAGAAGCAUUUAGGACUUCAGAAAGAUUUUGAUCAGUGGGACUCUUUAAUUGAAGGGGAAGAUGAACAUCUGAUUCCAGGGACCAAUGUUAAUACAACCAACUUUAACAGCGUCACUCCACGGAAUUCUACAGGAACAGGGAAGUAG